AGCAAUUAUGUUGAAAAAGCACGUCCUUGCGUGAAUGGGGAUCUGUCUAUUGGCGUUUACUUAGGAUUAGGAAUAUUUAAUUUCUGCGUAACAAGAAGACCCGCAGUGACCUGCAAACAUGACCGGACCCCGAAACGCUUCAGGAAAAUGUUAAACAGCUAUUUUGCUCCACGGAUGCUGGUUAAAGGAAAAAACUUCCUUAACCAAACAGGCAAAGAAAGAGUCUUCAUAAUCCAGGACGAAAAGGUGGUGUUCAUUUACCAAACAUCUGACCCCCUUUCCCGACCUUCCGCAGCAGAUAAUGGAAACAAAACUUCGAGACAGGUUGAAUCAGUUGCAGAGAAUUUACUCUGUCUCCGAUACAUUUAUUUUUCUGCGUCAGCAUGCCGUUUUAUGUGUUUUUCCAAAGAAAUUCCUUCCUGAGGUAGCAGUUUACACUGUGGAAUAGUUGAAGUGUGUUGUUUCAGGGAAAGACAGUCGGCCUUGGAGCCCGAGGGUCUGGCACUGUUAUUUUUCAUUGACUGUUUUUAUUACCGAGUUCUAAAGAACUGCAGUGGACACUGGGAGACGGGGCACUAAGAAUCAGGAUAUUAAUUGGCUUCUAAUUACACCCGCGUUUUAAUCCAGGUGCUCUUCUCUUGGAUAUCAAAGCACGGUUUGUAAAACGUCUGGAGAUAACUGUAAAUCUUCGCAACGGCCCUGCCAUAUCUCCCUGCCUCAGACAAUUAGUAAUGAAACUCCGAUUUGGAAUCUGAGCUCCAAAGACAUUCCCGCAAGAAUUUGUACUAGUGAAAUUCCGUGAACCAAGAUGACAAGGCAGAUGGCGAAGUUGUAUCUAGUUGGUGUGCUUCUCUUAGGCGGAAUCAUGAGCCUGGAGGCAGGCUGUGACCACCAUGGCCCAUUGGGGAUGAUCACUGGCUCUAUCCAAGACUGGCAGAUCACCGCCUCCAGCUCCUACCCACAGGAGUGGGAUAAGGGCUGCCACGAGAAAUACGCGCGCCUGUAUCAACCCAACGGGCGCGGCUGGUGCGCCAAGUACAAGUCCACCUCGGAGUGGUUACAGGUGGACCUCGGCACUGUUGCCAAGAUCACCGGGGUGAUGACCCAAGGUCGUGCAGACGGCGUGGAAUGGGUGACGAAAUUCAUGGUGUCCUACAGUAUGGACGCGUUCAACUGGAAGUAUGUUGGGGACCAGUACGGCAACCAAAGGGUAUUUGACGGUAAUAAUGACGGGUAUUCAGUGAAGCACUCUUAUCUGGACCAACCCCUCAUGGCCCGCUUCGUCAAGUUCCAUACCGUACAGUGGCAUAAACACCCCAGCAUGAGGGUAGAAAUUCUUGGAUGCCAAGAGUGCAAAGAGUUCAUUGGUCUUCCACCUUAUGGUAAAAUCACUGCUUCUGACACGUGGAACUUCAAGAAAGGGAAGUCCUGUCAACCGGAAGAUGGUCAUAUCUUUAGCAACAAUGCAUGGUGUCCAAAACAGAAUGAUGCUGAACAAUGGUUACAGUUUGACGUGGGCCCACCCACCACGGUGACUGGGGUGGUUCUCAAGGGGCGAGGGGACACGAGACGGAAGCACUGGGUCACCCAGUUCAAGAUCUCCUACAGCAACGAUUCGAAGACUUGGACCUUCUACAAGGAUGCCUCCAAUCUUGACUUUAAGCCCUCCAACAAUCUGACGUCAUCUCGCUCCUCAAUCUCGACCCCUUACGUAUCUACCUCCUCCAACUCUGUGCUUCCAUCUAACAGGCCAACGUCCGAGGCUAUGGAAUUUGGCGGGAAUAGUGAUAAAGAUUUGGAACGGUACCACUACUUCAACCAUCCCUUCAGUGCUCGUUUCAUCCGCAUCCAUCCUGUGGCCUGGCACUCCCACAUUGCUAUGAGGGUAGGGCUCAUUGGGUGCCCGCAUAAAGGUCAGUGUGGAGAGGCUUUUAUCCGAGUGAAUAACGACACUCCGUGCGUUGAAAACCUGGCGUACAAAAAGGACACUUGGAUCAACAACAAGCGCCACUACAAGCGCCACAUUCGGAACCACUGGACACACGGUGGACAUGCCAAGAAGGUGGUGGACGGGCACCUGGAGUCCAGCAUUCACAGCUGCACCAUACUGGACAACUUCUACGUGGAGAGCCCCAUCAUGAUGGUCGAUCUUGGGGCCAAGACAAAGAUAUCGGGGGCCAUAUUGAUCACGUGGCAAGGGGAGGAUCCAGAUAAAGGAGCGUUCAAGGACUACAUGUACAAUUUGGAUAAGUUACUGGUUUACGUGGACAAUAAUCCAAAACUGGAUGAUAUUCAGAAAACGGGGCAGAUGUGUGGUUUUAUUUCAAAGGUGAACAACGCACUGUAUCAAGAAAAACUCCAUGUUUCUUGUUCGUCACCCAUGACAGGUCGAUAUGUGUAUAUUGAGGCACAGGGAGUGCCUAACAGAUGGAGCAGACUGUUCAGCGCUAUCCUGUGCGAGGUUAUGGUUUAUGGUUGACACGCUUGCAACGGAAACACGCACUGAUUCUGAUUAUCAAUAAUAUAAAAAGUCGCUACCAUAUUGUUUGGCUAUACCGACUUGAAAUUGAGUAAACUCCGCAGACAGGAAAUGCUUUUAUUGAAUUCAAGGAUUAUCCAAACAACCAGAUUCUUGUGAACUUCUAAACUACACCUUGUGCAAUAGAAUCAUUGUAAAAGAAAAAUGAACAUCUCCCUGUUGCGGCAGUGGCACAAAGCCCCGCGCCAUUGUCGAGAACUCUUGCAGACGAUCUAAUCUGGAAUUUGUGUGUCAUGUUGAUCGUAUAUUCUGUGUUGUGGUACAGGAAAAACAUCUCUAAAACCCCGCCACGCUGCCAUAUGAGAUAUAACCCAAGGCCUACCCAAGUCAGCGUGCGUCUAGAUAUAAGUUUAGCACUUAUCUUUAUCUAUAUGAAUAGACUAGUUUUAGUUGAGUUCGCUGUUCGUCAUAUUCGUCAUAACUAAGUCAUAGGAACCAAGUGGACCUCACUAUGAGAAUGAUUGCAAUAUUUGAGAGGUAUUGCUUAUUGUGAUAUGAUAUGUAUUUAUUUGUACAGUUCAUUUGUAAAUACGCCAUUAUUCGUUGCAUUAUCUGUUUGUGUUGCGUCACUGUAGCAGAUAUAAAUACAGUUGUUUUAUGUUCAUCAGUUAUAUCUAUAGGCAGGAUGUAUAUAAUAUUACCUGGUUAUUAUUAUAAUAAUUAUUAUUAUUAAAAUCGUAGAUCUUUCUGAUUUUUAGAUAUGUGGGCGGAGGUUGCUGUAUAAUGCACCGCAUUAUAUAAUGUUACACACUCUAAGAGUCAGUUUAAGAGGUGGAAUAUAGUCAUAACUGUGCAUAUAAACUCACAUAUAAUACUGAAAUUAACACACAGUUGUAUUAAAUACUCUAGCGCUGCCAAUAUAUGUAUGUUUACAACUUCUGCCUACUGGUAGUGAACAACUAGGAGCUUCUGGUGUCGCUGUGUUUUAGCAUUGUUUUUUCACUGUGUUUGCUUUUAUAACGUUGUCCUUACAAAGAGGGACAUAAACACGGCAAGAGGGUGCGUUUUUGAUUCUUUAGAUCAGUCCAUUGGUAGUAUUUUUGUCGGUUUAUCAGCAGUUAUACGGCCUCCACUUUUCUGUAAAAAUAAUUGCAUUCUGACAAGAAGUGGGUGUUCUGAUGAAACAUUUGCGUAACUUUGCCUUUCAAAUUACACGGCAUACAAAAAAUGUAAAAAAAGUCGGGCGUGAGUUUAACUUUGAGGUAUCAAAUUCUGCCGCUGGCUGAAAGUCAGAUUCACUUUGUUCAUCGGUUGAUUACGGUGAUGUCUUUUUCUUCCCUGUGAAAAGAACGCGAUAUCAUCUGUUUCAAAGGUAAAUAUUAUCUUUGAAAAGGCUUAUUACGUUUCACUUUAUCUUAAGUGCGGUUCCAUUGAGUAACUGUAGCCACACAUGCCCUUGUUAAAUUUUUAUUUGUAAUCUUUAAAGUUUUAAGUUGCAUUUCCGCUGAAAACUGACUCACUUUGUAGACUUUUUUUGUUAAACUUUUGCUGUAGACGUUUGCUCUGUUGAAUUACGAUUAUGUCGUACAAUCUUAUAUAAACUUGGGACCACCAAGACAUCGGUUUUGUUGGUUUAACCACUCAAUGCUUGCCGGGUAUUCUUUCAAAGUGAACGGAUGAAGCAAAGCACAAGUGAUGUUCCCACAAACAAAAUAGCGUUCCCAAGUUGCUGAAUACUAUAGUGUGGAAGAAAUCGAGAAGUAAUUUUAUUGAGAGCCUCGUAACUCUCUCUGAUGUUAACAAAAUUAAUUCAGAUUAGAUGAAAAUAUUGGGUUGUUCACUUACGGUUUUAUGUUGUUUCUUCAGUCAUGAGUUGUAAGGCAGGUUAAUAUGUUAUAUUUUAUAUCAUUUAUGUACAGUUUUAAUUUUGCAA
Messenger RNA from Lingula anatina, 4412 nucleotides. RefSeq names its product lactadherin. NCBI's taxonomy places the organism in Eukaryota, Metazoa, Brachiopoda, Lingulata, Lingulida, Lingulidae. The record is from RefSeq and is a predicted model, not a curated record.